UCAGAAUCCAGAUCAAUUCCGGGGGCUAAAAUUGAACAAGCCUUUUUCGAGGUCAGCUGACUCCGAUUGAAUCCCAUCAUUUCCCGAGCGUGACGUGACACGUUACACCCAGUUAGUGAACAACAGCCAUGACCCGCGGCAAUCAGAGGGAGACAGAUCGCGCCAAAGCACAGAAGAAGGCGGCGGCAGCAGCCAAAAAACCCAAGGAAAGCGCGUCUAGCCUUGCGAAGAGGAAAGAAAGGCAAGCAUUCCUCAAUCCGUUGAUAAUCGGUAUGUGUACUAAGUCUCCACUAGUGACGCCGAGAUUCUUCGUGCUAAACAGAAGAAAAAGGAAGAAGAGCGAGCCGCAGCGGCUGCAGGGAGCGGCAAAUGACUGUGGGUCGUCGAAGAAUGUUGACUAUAUAUGGACGUGGGUGUAAUCUUUGAGGUGCCUUAGAAGAGGUGGUCAUAAUACCAUGCAUUCGCCGC
Desarmillaria tabescens is the source of this 468-nucleotide messenger RNA. RefSeq lists its product as uncharacterized. The coding region runs from base 129 to 419 and encodes 96 amino acids. The record is from RefSeq and is a predicted model, not a curated record. The transcript is spliced from 3 exons. Lineage: Eukaryota; Fungi; Basidiomycota; Agaricomycetes; Agaricales; Physalacriaceae.